This is a messenger RNA of Enhydra lutris kenyoni (northern sea otter), 5498 nucleotides long. Its product is annotated as ADAM metallopeptidase with thrombospondin type 1 motif 7. The coding region runs from base 1 to 5343 and encodes 1780 amino acids. The record is from RefSeq and is a predicted model, not a curated record. Gene Ontology annotation, cellular component: extracellular matrix. Lineage: Eukaryota; Metazoa; Chordata; Mammalia; Carnivora; Mustelidae. The transcript is spliced from 25 exons. Gene Ontology annotation, molecular function: metalloendopeptidase activity. Gene Ontology annotation, biological process: extracellular matrix organization; proteolysis.
AUGACUGGCGGCGCAGUGGGGGCUCUCGGAGCGCGGAGAAGGGGGAAGGGGAGACUGCCCGUGAGCGCUGACGCGGUCAGCGUCUGCAAGGAUGAAUCUCGGGUGUACCAGGUCUAUGCCCACCUUUACCCUCCACUGCACGUGGCUGGCUCGCAUCACUCCGGCAUCACUCGGGUUGCUCCGCUCAACCGGCCCGUCCUCAGCUGCGCGCGGGCCGGGCAUGUCCUGAGCCAGACCCGGACCGGGCAGCGAGCGGACGGGACGGACAAGAGCGCGCGCGCGGGGUACCCCCCGGCGCCGCCCGCCCCGGCCAUGCCCGGCCGCCCGAGCGCUCGCAGCGCCCGCAGCCCCCGCAGCCCCGCGCCGCGGCUGCGCCCCCUGCUCCUGCUGCUCUGCGCCCUGGCGCCCGGCGACCCCGGACCCGCACCAGGCUAUGGCGCGGACGGCCGCGCGGCGCUGGACAUCGUACACCCGGUGCGCGUGGACGCAGGGGGCUCCUUCCUGUCCUACGAGCUGUGGCCGCGCGCGCUGCGCAAGCGGGACGUGUCCACGCGCCGCGCCGCGCCCGCCUUCUACGAGCUGCAGUACCGGGGGCGCGAGUUGCGCUUCAACCUGACCACGAACCCGCACCUGCUGGCGCCCAGCUUCGUGAGCGAGACUCGGCGGCGCGGCGGCCUGGGGCGCACGCACAUCCGCGCCCGCGCGCCCGCCUGCCACCUGCUCGGCGAGGUGCAGGACCCCGAGCUGGAGGGCGGCCUGGCGGCCAUCAGCGCCUGCGACGGGCUGAAAGGUGUGUUCCAGCUCUCCAACGAGGACUACUUCAUCGAGCCCCUCGACGGCGUCCCGGCCCAGCCCGGCCAUGCCCAGCCCCACGUGGUCUACAAGCGCCAGGCGCCGGAGAGGGAAACCACGCCGGGCAACCCCGCAGCUGCAGGCACCUGUGGGGUACAAGCAUCGGUGGAGCUGGAGGCGCGGCGGGAGCGCUGGGAGCAGCGGCAGCAGGGGCGGCGGCGGCCGGGGCCGAGGCGGCUCCAUCAGCGCUCGGUCAGCAGAGAGAAGUGGGUGGAGACCUUGGUGGUGGCCGACGCCAAAAUGGUGGAGUACCACGGGCAGCCGCAAGUUGAGAGCUACGUGCUGACCAUCAUGAACAUGGUGGCCGGCCUGUUCCGCGACCCCAGCAUCGGGAACCCCAUCCACAUCACCCUCGUGCGCCUGGUCCUGCUGGAGGAUGAGGAGGAAGACCUGAAGGUCACACACCACGCAGACAACACCCUGAGGAGCUUCUGCCGGUGGCAGAAGAGCAUCAACAUGAAGGGGGACGCGCACCCGCUGCACCACGACACGGCCAUCCUGCUGACCAGGAAGGACCUGUGUGCAGCCAUGAACCAGCCCUGUGAGACGCUGGGCCUGUCCCACGUGGCGGGCAUGUGCCAGCCGCACCGCAGCUGUAACAUCAACGAGGACACAGGGCUGCCGCUGGCCUUCACCGUGGCCCACGAGCUCGGACACAGCUUUGGCAUUCAGCAUGAUGGAAACGGCAAUGACUGCGAGCCUGUUGGGAAACGGCCUUUCAUCAUGUCUCCACAGCUCCUGUAUGACACCGUCCCCCUCACCUGGUCCCACUGCAGCCGCGAGUACAUCACCAGAUUCCUGGACCGAGGGUGGGGCCUGUGCUUGGACGACUCCCCCAGCAAGGAUGUCAUCGACUUCCCUUCCGUGCCACCCGGGGUCCUCUACGAUGUGGGCCACCAGUGCCGCCUCCAGUAUGGGGCCUACUCUGCUUUCUGUGACGACAUGGAUAAUGUGUGCCACACUCUGUGGUGCUCUGUGGGGACCACCUGUCACUCCAAGCUGGACGCGGCCGUGGAUGGUACCAGGUGUGGGGAGAACAAGUGGUGUCUGCACGGGGAGUGCGUGCCCGUCAGCUUCCGGCCCGAGGCCGUGGACGGCGGCUGGUCCGGCUGGAGCGCCUGGUCAGUCUGCUCGCGGAGCUGCGGCGUGGGUGUGCGGAGUGCCGAGCGGCAGUGCACACAGCCCGUGCCCAAAUACAAGGGCAAGUACUGCGUGGGCGAGCGGAAGCGCUUCCGCCUGUGCAGCCUGCAGGCCUGCCCGCCGGGCCGCCCCUCCUUCCGCCACGUGCAGUGCAGCCGCUUCGACGCCGUGCUCUACAAGGGCCGGCUGCAUACGUGGGUGCCCGUGGUCAAUGACGUGAACCCCUGUGAGCUGCACUGCCGCCCAUCCAACGAGUACUUUGCUGAGAAGCUGCGGGACGCCGUGGUUGACGGCACCCCCUGCUACCCGGGCCAGCCCGGCCAUGACCUCUGCAUCAACGGUAUCUGCAAGAAUGUGGGCUGUGACUUCAAGAUCGACUCCGGGGCCAUCGAGGACCGCUGUGGCGUGUGUCACGGCAAUGGCUCCACCUGCCACACCGUGAGCGGGACCUUCGAGGAGUCUGAGGGCCUGGGCUACGUGGAUGUGGGGCUGAUCCCGGCCGGUGCCCGUGAGAUCCGCAUCGAGGAGGUGGCGGAGGCCGCCAACUUCCUGGCCCUGCGCAGCGAGGACCCCGAGAAGUACUUCCUGAACGGGGGCUGGACCAUCCAGUGGAGCGGGGACUAUCGGGCGGCGGGCACUACCUUCACAUACGCACGCACCGGCGGCCGGGAGAGCCUCACGUCCCCCGGCCCCACCCAUGAGCCCGUCUGGAUCCAGCUGCUGUUCCAGGAGAGCAACCCUGGGGUGCGCUACGAGUACACCAUCCACAGGGAGGUAGACGGCCCUGCCCAGGUCAAGCCGCCCGAGUUCUCCUGGAGCUAUGGGCCGUGGACCAAGUGCACGGUCACCUGCGGCACAGGGGUGCAGAGGCAAAGCACGCACUGCAGCGAGCGACAGGCGGGGCCCGUGGACGAGAGACACUGUGACCCCCUGAGCCGGCCUGACGACAGGCAGCGGAAGUGCAGCGAGGAGCCCUGCCCAGCCCGGUGGUGGGCGGGGGAGUGGCAGCAGUGCUCCAGCUCCUGCGGCCCCGGGGGCCUCUCCCGCCGCACCGUGCUCUGCAUCCGGAGUGUGGGGCUGGACGAGCAGAGCGCCCUGGAGCCGCCCGCCUGCGCCCACCUCCCCCGGCCCCCUGCUGAGACCCCUUGCAACCGCCACGUGCCCUGUCCAGCCACCUGGGCCGUGGGGGACUGGUCUCAGUGCUCAGCGACGUGUGGGGAGGCCACUCAGCACCGAAUUGUCCUCUGUACCAACAACACCGGCGUCCCCUGCGAUGAGGCCCAGCGGCCAGCCACUGGGGCCCCCUGCUCCCUGCUGCCCUGUCCUCGGGGCCCGGACCUCGAAGGCUCAGGCAGCGGCUCCUCCAGCCGCGAGCUCUUCAAUGAGAUCGACUUCAUCCCCCCACGCCUGGCCCCACGCCCUCUGCUCCCCUCAUCCUUUGAGCCGGCUGGCAUGGGCAAUGCCAUCGAGGAGGACCCGGAGCUGGGCCCGCCGGGGCCCGUGUUUGUUGACGAUUUCUACUAUGACUACAACUUCAUUAACUUCCACGAGGACCUGUCCUAUGGGCCCUUCAACGAGCCAGACCCAGACCUGGCAGGGGCAGGGGACUGGACACCCCCACCCCUGAGCAGUCCUGCCGAGUCCCCCACAGGCACCCCCCUGCCAGCCUCAGAGCCUCCUGGGACCGAAAAGGAGGGGGCACUGGGAGACGGGACCCCUGCCCCUCGGCCCAGCCAGGCUGGCCGCUCUCUGGCCCCACCCUCGGAGCAGGCCCCUGGGAACCCCCUGGUCAAUUUCUUACCUGAGGAGGACACCCCCACCGGGGCCCCAGACUUGGGGUUCCCUAGCUGGCCCUGGCCCCCCGCUUCAGUCGGUGGCACGGAGACACCUGCUGCCCCUGGGGGCCAAAACAGGCUCCCGGGAGGGGAAGACAGCCGGAGCCAGCCGUACCCCCCACGCUGGCAGGGGGCCAACGAGCUCUCUGAGGACGAGGAGGAAGACUUAGACCCCCGAACAACAAGCCUGCCCCAAGGACCCCACCCCACGUCUCCCCCUUUGCCCUCCUUUAGCACCAGCCGUGCUUCCCCCAGUCCUGACACAGGAGAUCCAUGGACGGUGGGGACCGUGGCCUGGGAACCAGUUCUGGGCGGUGGCCAAGGCCCUGUGGACACCAAGCUGUGGCCCCCCAUUGGGGGAGAUCCUUCCCCUCCUCCCCCAGCCACUCUGCCAGCCACCUGGGGCGGGGCCAGCCCCCUGGAACCGGGCACUCCCACCCCUUCAGCCCCGUGGGACCUGCAGACCGAGGCUGUGCCAGGAACCUUCCUUCCGAUGCCCACCCCUGGCCUUGAGCACACAUUUUGGGGGCUGGCCCCAGGACCUGUGGGCCAGCCUGAAGGCCCUGGCUCUGAGGUGCCCCGGAGCCCCGUGCUGCUGCCAGCUCAGGACAGUUCGGCCAACAGCAGCAGAGUCCCCGAGGCCAAGCCCCUGGACCCCGGCCUGGCCGAGGACUGGCCACCAGCUGGGAAUGCCAGCUGGGAGGUGGGAAGCUGGAGCGAGUGCUCCACCACCUGUGGCCUGGGCGCCGUCUGGAGGUCCGUGCGCUGUAGCUCCGGCCGCGAGGACGACUGCCCUGCCACUGGCCGGCCCCAGCCCGCCCGCCGCUGCCACCUGAGGCCCUGUGCCGCCUGGCACACGGGGAACUGGAGUAAGUGCUCCCGCAGCUGUGGCGGGGGGUCCUCUGUGCGGGACGUGCAGUGCAUGGACACGCGGGACCUGCGGCCGCUGCGGCCCUUCCACUGCCAGCCGGGGCCGGCCAUGCCGCCUGCGCGCCGUGCCUGCGGGCUGCAGCCCUGCCUCAGCUGGUACACCUCUUCCUGGAGGGAGUGCUCGGAGGCUUGUGGCGGUGGCGAGCAGCAGCGUCUGGUGACCUGCCCGGAGCCGGGCCUCUGUGAGGAGACGCUGAGACCCAACAGCACGCGGGCCUGCAACACGCACCCCUGCACGCAGUGGGUGGUGGGGCCCUGGGGCCAGUGCUCAGCGCCCUGUGGCGGAGGCGUGCAGCGGCGUCUGGUCCGGUGUAUCAAUACCCAGACGGGGCUGCCCGAGGAAGACAGUGAGCAGUGCAGUCACGAGGCCUGGCCCGAGAGCUCCCGGCCGUGCGGCGCCCAGGAUUGCGAGCUCGCCGAGGCACCCCGCUGUGAGCGGGACCGUCUGUCGUUCGGCUUCUGCGAGACCCUGCGCCUGCUGGGCCGAUGCCAGCUGCCCGCUGUCCGCACCCAGUGCUGCCGCUCCUGCCCCACUCCGGGCCACGGAGCCCCCUCCCGCGGCCACCAGCGCGUCGCCCGCCGCUGACCACCCCCGUCCGGGACGCACGGAUCCGCCGACCCCUCACCCAGACGCACGGACCUCACGCCCCACUGGGGGCUGCACCCCGAAGGUGCUAACCCGGCCUGCUGGUGGCGGGCUGGGGACCCCUCCCCCAAGAAAAAGUAUUUUUUUAACAGUUU